GCCGGCAGAGGAGAAGUGGCGGUGGGGCCAGAGCGAGCGGUCGAACUUUGAGGCGCCGCCUGCCCGCGGCCCCGACCAGCCGGCGGCGCACCGGGCGGGCGGGGAGGGGGCGAGGGAGGGGGCGAGGGAGGGGGCGGCCGGGGCCCACCGGCUCGAGCCCCGCGCAACGCAGGGCCAGCGUAGCGGUGGGCAAGACGCGGCGCGAGGGCGCGGCGAGGGGGAGCGAGAGGCGGGCCGCAGGCCUCCAGCCGACGGCAGGGCGGCCGAGGCCGUCGACGAGCGCGGCACGCGCCGCGGAGGGGAGGAACCUCGCAUGGCGCCGGCCGCCGCCGCUGCACCCUCCCCCGCCGCCGCACCCGCCGCUGCACCCGCCGCCGCACCCGCCGCCGCCCUUGCCGCCCUUGCCGCCGCUCCCGCUGGCGCUCGGGUGAUUCGGCUCGAGACGGCUCCGUCUGCCCGGGACACGGUGUCGGACACCGCGCUGGCCGCCCGCGGGGCGCGCUUCGGCACGCAGGCCGCCGGAAAGAGCGACACCGCCCCGAGCGGUGCCCCCAGCGGUGGCGCCCUGCCUGCGGCGGGUGGACCGGAGCGGAAGGAGGCGAGCCGCACCGGUGCCGGUCCCGGUGGCGGCACGGUGGUGCGCAUCGUGCCGCUGGCGAGCGGCACGGAGGACUUGCGCAGCCGCCUCUCCGACGAAGGCAGGUCGGCGAGCGGCGCUGCUGGGAAUGGCGCGCCGGACGACUUGCGCAGCCGGCUGACGCUGCCCGGCAAGGCGAAGGGCGGGGCGCAUCGAGCCUCCGCGCCCGCCGGAGACUUGCGCUCCAAGCUUCAGCCGGGCCAGGGCGGCGCCGCCGAGCAGAGCGUCGGCGAUUUGCGCUCGAGGCUCGGCGACGGCCCCUCCGAGCCUCGCAAGCGCGGCGAGGGCGGCGCUGCCGCGGCCCGCUCCUCCAAGGUGACGGUGAUGCCUCGUCCGGGCGGGGGGGGCGACUUGCGGGCGCGCCUCAAACGGCAACGCCAGGCGUGACUUGAGGCACGCCUGAGGUGGGGUGAAACGGGCUUCCGGUGUGCAGAGCGAGCUGGAAGAGGAGGGGAGAGGGGAGAAGCGAGCGGAGCGCCACCGCGGUGCGCGGUCUGCCGGCGUCUGUAUAUGGACUGUGGCGUGUGGGCACCACAACAUUGUUGUGCGCGCGGCGGCGGCUCGCUAUGGCACCUGGUCUGCUGAAAUCAAUAUUUGUC
Molecule: messenger RNA, 1236 nt
Organism: Emiliania huxleyi CCMP1516
Lineage: Eukaryota; Haptophyta; Isochrysidales; Noelaerhabdaceae
Exons: 1
Coding region: 314-1024 (236 amino acids)
Source: RefSeq, a predicted model, not a curated record